This is a messenger RNA of Striga hermonthica, 1041 nucleotides long. NCBI's taxonomy places the organism in Eukaryota, Viridiplantae, Streptophyta, Magnoliopsida, Lamiales, Orobanchaceae. The record is from the annotation of a GenBank genome assembly.
AUGCCGUCCUCUCCCAAGUUUUUCCACGCGCGCCCACAUUCCUGGAACAGCCGUCGAUUGACGGCCAUGAUACUCUGUUCGCUCGUCGGGUUCUCGUGCUUCGUCUUUGGGUUCGUCGCGAUCUCGCGGGCCGGGCUCGGUAAGGGGUGCAAAUAUGGCAAGCCUAUAUCGGUGACUGUGGCCUGGGAUAGAUCUUCGGCCGGUGGUGCGAAGGGUGGCGGCGUUUUGGGUGAGGGGCACAAGCGUCAGAAGGUGAUGGGAUUCGUGGGUGUGCAAACAGGAUUUGGAUCUGCGGGGCGCCGUAGAGUCUUGCGUCAGACUUGGUUCCCCUCUGAUCAUCAGGGGCUUCAACGGUUAGAAGAAAGCACGGGGAUGGUUUUUUGGUUUGUAAUUGGUAGAACCAGUGAUAGAUCGAAGAUGGCAGCACUUAAGAAGGAGAUUGCCGAGUAUGAUGAUUUCCUGCUGCUAGAUAUUGAAGAAGAGUACAGUAAUCUACCAUACAAAACCUUAGCCUACUUCAAAGCUGCUUAUGCUCUCUAUGAGUCUGAUUUCUAUGUCAAAGCUGACGAUGAUAUCUAUUUGCGACCAGAUCGCCUUUCCUUGCUCCUGGCCAAAGAGCGCUCUCACUCACAGACAUAUCUUGGUUGCAUGAAAAAGGGUCCUGUGUUCACUGAUCCAAAGUUAAAAUGGUAUGAACCUUUGGCACAUUUGCUCGGCAAGGAGUACUUUCUUCAUGCAUACGGUCCAAUUUAUGCUCUUUCAGCAGACGUUGUGGCAAAUUUGGCUGCCUUACGAAAUGACAGUUUCCGAAUGUUUAGCAAUGAGGAUGUUACAAUUGGUUCAUGGAUGCUCGCAAUGAAUGUGGAUCACGAGGACAGUAAGGAACUAUGCAGUGUAGAGUGUACAUCCUCAUCUAUUGCUGUCUGGGAUAUUCCGAAGUGUUCAGGACUUUGCAAUCCCGAGAAGAAGAUGUUGGAACUUCAUAAGUUAGACGUAUGUUCAAAAAGCCCGACUCUUCCAUCCGAGGGAGAAGAUGAUUAG